Molecule: messenger RNA, 732 nt
Organism: Lagenorhynchus albirostris (white-beaked dolphin)
Lineage: Eukaryota; Metazoa; Chordata; Mammalia; Artiodactyla; Delphinidae
Product: centromere protein N-like
Exons: 1
Coding region: 1-732 (243 amino acids)
Biological process (GO): chromosome segregation; CENP-A containing chromatin assembly
Source: RefSeq, a predicted model, not a curated record
AUGUGUGCCAAAGAGAUGGAUGAAACUGUUUCCGAGUUUUUCAGGAGGACCAUCUUGAAAAUCCCAUUGACUGAAAUGAUGACAAUACUAAAAACCUGGAAUUUUUUGUCUGAAAAUCAGCUGCAGACUGUAAACUUCCGGCAGAGAAAGGAAUCUCUUGUUCAGGACUUGGUUCUGCUUUGUGAGGAAAAUCGUGCAAGUCUCAAUGAUGCAGCCCUUUUAGACAUCAUUUAUACUCAAUUUCAUCGGCAUCAGAAAGUUUGGGAUGUUUUUCAGAUGAGUAAAGGACCAGGUGAAGACACUGACCUUUUUGAUAUGGAACAAUUCAAAAGUUCAUUCAAGAAAAUUCUUAAGAGAGCAUUAAAAAAUGUGACAGUCAGCUUCAGAGAUGCUGAGGAGAAUGCAGUAUGGAUUCAAAUUGCCUGGGGAACACAGUAUAGAAAGCCAAACCAGUACAAACCUGCUUACGUGGUGUAUUAUUCCCAAACACCAUAUGCCUUCACUUCUUCCUCCCAACUGAAAAGCAAUCUACCCCUUCUGGGUCAGGCACUGACAAUUGCUAGCAAACACCAUCAGAUUGUGAAAAUGGACCUCAGAAGCCGGUAUCUGGACUCUCUUAAGGCUAUUGUUUUUAAACAGUAUAAUCAGACCUUUGAAACUCACAACUCUACUACACCUCUACAAGAAAGAAGCCUUGGGCUAGAUAUAAAUAGUAUGUGUGUUUUAAGAUAA